Molecule: messenger RNA, 354 nt
Organism: Lolium perenne
Lineage: Eukaryota; Viridiplantae; Streptophyta; Magnoliopsida; Poales; Poaceae
Source: RefSeq, a predicted model, not a curated record
AUGGCGAACGCCGCCUUCCUGCUUCUCCUCACGGUGCUAGCCACUGCCACUGCCACCGCCAUCAGCGCUAGCCCGGCGCUCCCGCUCCCGGCGAGGAGGAGCCGUUUCCUGCUUAAGUCGCCUGAAGCAUGCCUCGUGCCGGGGAGCGCCGGGACGACGUGCUGCGGCGGUCAGUGCGUGGACAUCGUCGCUAGCGCCGAGCACUGCGGCGGCUGCAACAAGGCCUGCAAGCACGGCCGGACGUGCUGUGGCGGCCACUGCGUGGAUCUGCUCUCCGACAAGAAGAACUGCAGCAGCUGCUCCAACCAGUGCGAUGGCAAGUGCAACCAGGGCUUCUGCAACUAUGCGCAGUAG